AUGAGUAUCAAAAAAGGGAGCAAUGGGAACAGUGGAAAGGAUGAUGACCAAUCAACAAUUACAGUUGACAGUGAUGAAUGGGAAGAAGUCCCAGUCAAGAAAGACAACAAGUCAGACUCUGAAUCGGAAUCAUUCAUUGCAACUCAGUUGACGUCCAGCCAACAGGAAAGAAGAGACAAGAAGAAGAAACAAAACAAGGAAAACACAGAGAAGAAGCCAAAACAUGACAACGAGAAUGAAAAAAUCGUUCUCUUACGAAGAAAAAGACUAGUUAUCCUCAAAAGUAUUGAACAACUUGCAAAAUCACUCGAUUCUUUUCUGAUUCAAUACCUUUAUAUCCGCAUCCAAGCGCUUACCAUUAAACCUGUUCAUUUCAAUUGGAUCGUUGUAUUUAUAGGGUAUUUUUUUGCGAUUGAGAUCCAACUCAUAAAUCAAAUGGAUACACAUCGAAUUGAGAUAUUAAGACGAUCUCGAAAGGAAACAAAGGAAUUUUACGAUUACCAGCAGUCGUAUUUAAUUUGUACAUUGAUUAAAGAAGGCCACGAAGUGACGGUGCGACGAUACCGGUAUAAGAUCGAAGAUCGGAGCAUCACAUUACACGUUCUAAAGAUCGACAACAAUGAAAUUAAAUCAAUUAAGCCGGAAUAUACGGAUGAUAAAAACGCAAAACGAGCUAAAAACCAAGAAGCAUAUAUCCAAGGAAUUGAUACCAUGUGCGAAACCUUAGUAAAAGACAGAUACACGUUCACAACAAAAAAGAGUGUACAUGGGAAAAAACAACGAAUCACUAGCGUCACUUGCAAUGGGAACAUCAUAUCUCAGGAAAAGAUCUUUGAAGAAGGAAAGAAGUUCAAUGAAAUGUGCAAAACUUUGAAAUGCAUGGAAAUGUUGAAUUUCAUCGGAUCAUCAAACAACCAAGUCCAGCUCAUUAGAUAUUACCGAAACAUAAUGCUAAACAACAGUGACUCAUAUUGGCAAAUCAAUCCAAAGAAAAACGGGAUUUCAACGAUAGAAACCAAGAAGAGGGUGUUCAAGGUCUUUAGAACGAGUGAAGAAAUCCAUUUCAUAGAUUAUUUCGAGAAAAUCCCACAAAGAGUUACAGGAAAUUCAUUUGUCAUGCAUGGGCUAGAAAUCAUCACAGGAGCAAUCAAACAAAACAAUUCAUAUGAAGAAAUGAAUCAAGAACUAGAAUUGUUGUUGGGCACUUUGUAUGAAAAGUACAAAGAAAUCAAACGUCAACACGACGAAAAAAUGAUUUACACGAAACAAAUGGAAGAGGAUGUCAACGAAAUUGUUCUUGCAAUGAUUCAAAUCACAUUCCCCGUAUAUCUUCUUACAAAGCUCGAUAUCCCAUUCAAAGAAGAGGAAUCUAGAAACAUUCUUAUCAUUCAGUGGUCAUCAAAUCAGCGUCUUCUCAGACAUGAUUGA
Entamoeba invadens IP1 is the source of this 1428-nucleotide messenger RNA. RefSeq lists its product as hypothetical. Lineage: Eukaryota; Evosea; Mastigamoebida; Endamoebidae. The transcript has 3 exons. The record is from RefSeq and is a predicted model, not a curated record. The coding region runs from base 1 to 1428 and encodes 475 amino acids.